This is a messenger RNA of Scophthalmus maximus (turbot), 2041 nucleotides long. It is a transcript of the gene pigm, whose product is annotated as phosphatidylinositol glycan anchor biosynthesis, class M. Lineage: Eukaryota; Metazoa; Chordata; Actinopteri; Pleuronectiformes; Scophthalmidae. Gene Ontology annotation, biological process: GPI anchor biosynthetic process. Gene Ontology annotation, molecular function: GPI mannosyltransferase activity; alpha-1,4-mannosyltransferase activity. The record is from RefSeq and is a predicted model, not a curated record. Gene Ontology annotation, cellular component: membrane; glycosylphosphatidylinositol-mannosyltransferase I complex. The coding region runs from base 172 to 1410 and encodes 412 amino acids. The transcript is spliced from 8 exons.
ACAGAUACCGGAAGUGUUGUGGCAGUCUGGUGUCAUUCGAAAUUGCAGGUGAAACGCGCCCAUCGUAUAAUUCCGACGUGUCUGCCCGGUUGUCGGACCACGGAGGGGAGCGGACAGGUCGGUUGACGUCCGCCGGUUCGGACCCCCCCCCCCUUCCCCGGGACGUAGGCGAUGGAGCCGCUGAUUUCCUGGCUCACGGGGAAACGUGUCCUGUUCUCGGCUUCGUUCGCCGUGAGACUGGCUUUGGUUUUCUACGGAGAGCACCAGGACAGGACCAUGUCGGUGAAGUACACUGACGUCGACUACCACGUGUUCACGGAUGCUGCCGGGCUCGUCGCCGAGGGCGGGUCCCCGUACAACAGAUCGACCUACCGCUACACUCCUCUGCUCGCUUGGCUUCUCACCCCCAACAUCUAUCUCUGCACGGCGUUUGGCAAGAUCCUGUUCGUUGUCUGCGACGUGCUGUCAGGACUGCUCAUAUAUAGAAUCCUCCGCCUGCGAGGGCUGACCUCUGAGACGGCACGUCGUGUUUCUUCCCUGUGGCUCCUCAACCCACUGCCCAUGGGAGUAUCCAGCCGAGGUAACGCGGAGUCCAUCCUGGCAGCCCUGGUGCUGGGGACACUGCUCUGUAUGCAAGGUCAACGUCUCAUGUGGGCAGCCCUCCUGUACGGCCUGUCGGUCCAUAUGAAGAUCUACCCCGUCACCUACGCUCUGCCCAUCGCUCUGACCCUGCGCUCACCGGAGACCAGGCCAGAGGAGGGCAAACCACGGUGGAGGAGGUUCAUCGGGUUCACAGGAAGCUUCGUCAAUGCAGAGCUCCUCCUCUUCGCGAGUGUGGCCGGAGGAGUUUUCUUUGUGCUCACUGCACUCUUCUACUACAUGUAUGGCUGGGAGUUCCUUCAUGAGACCUACUUGUACCAUCUGACCAGGAGGGACAUAAAACACAACUUCUCUCCAUACUUCUACAUGCUCUACCUCACUGCAGACAGCAGGUGGAGCCAGUGGCUUGGCCUGGCUGCGUUUCUCCCUCAACUCGUCCUGCUGUUGGCAGCAUCGUGGGCCUUUCGCUCUGACCUGGCCUUUUCCUGUUUCCUCCACACGGCCAUCUUUGUCUCCUUCAACAAAGUCUGCACUUCACAGUACUUCCUGUGGUACCUGUGCCUACUUCCUCUGGUCAUCCCUCACCUGAGUCUGUCUCUAGAACAGGGAGUGGGGCUGCUGCUCCUCUGGUUCGCUGGGCAGGGCAUUUGGUUGGGCCCGGCCUACUUCCUGGAGUUUGAAGGCUACAACACCUUCCUGUUGAUCUGGCUCGCUGGAUUGCUCUUCUUGAUCGUCAAUUGUUUCAUCUUGAUUCAGAUCAUUGCCCAUUACAAACCAACACAAACCCCACAAAGACUUAAGGUUGAGUAAAUGUGGGAGGAUUUCUCACUUCGCUCACUAAUUCAAUAUGAAGAUUCAAAGGAUGUUCCACCUUUCUGUGCUUUUUCCUGGAGAUCAUGGACUAAAGUUUGUAGUUUGUUGAAUCACAGUCUCUCCAGUGCUUUACUGCUAAUUAUUUUUCAUGUGACCUUUAUAAACAUAGCAUUGAGCAGUCAUAUACUGUUGUACCACUUUCUGAGCCUCAAAGCCAUACCGGUAAAGCCACUACUGAUUAAAUUCUUGCCACUGCAGGUUAAACCCCUCCUCAGUGAAUCCACUGGGCCGAAAACUUUCGGGUCUGUACCACCUGUGGCCAUACCUCACGACAAAGCAGAUGUUUUCCAUUUGCUGGAAGGGCCAAAGAUCAGAGAACACAAAGUUCCCCGACAGUCUUAACAACCAUGAACUGAGUAUGUUUUCUUGGUUUGGAGAAAAAUACUUUUUAAGUAUCGCUGCACAUUUCUCUACCAUAUGUAAAUUUUAUGUGAUUCCAGCCACUGACACUCAAGACAAAAUAUUUCACUAUAUAUAUAAUGGGAAAUGUGAAUGUAAUACAAUAUACCAAUGUCUAAUGUAAAUAUCGAAGAUACUGUAGAGUUUGGAUUAAACUAUGUUCUUUUUA